This is a messenger RNA of Rana temporaria (common frog), 635 nucleotides long. Its product is annotated as myelin P2 protein-like. Gene Ontology annotation, cellular component: cytosol; nucleus. The record is from RefSeq and is a predicted model, not a curated record. The coding region runs from base 38 to 442 and encodes 134 amino acids. Lineage: Eukaryota; Metazoa; Chordata; Amphibia; Anura; Ranidae. Gene Ontology annotation, biological process: fatty acid transport. The transcript has 4 exons. Gene Ontology annotation, molecular function: fatty acid binding.
CUCUGCAUCUCCUAUAACCAGCAUCAGCAUCAGCAUCAUGGUGGAUCAGUUCAUUGGCACCUGGAAGCUGUGUGACAGCCAGGGCUUCGAUGAGUACAUGCAGAAGCUAGGGGUUGGCUUUGCCACAAGGAAAGCAGGUGCCGUGGCAAAGCCAAAUGUGAUAAUUUCUAAAAAUGGCGAUGAGAUCUGCCUGAGAACAGAGAGCACACUAAAGAACACGGAGAUGAAGUUCAGACUUGGAGAGGAGUUCGAUGAGACAACCGCAGACAGCAGGAAAACGAGGACCCUUAUAACCUGCAAUGAUGGAGUGCUAACACAGGUGCAGAAAUGGGAUGGAAAAGAGACCACUAUCACAAGGGAACUGAAGAAUGGACAGAUGGUGGUGACCUGCACAUUGGAUGAAGUGAAAUGUGUCCGCCUGUAUGACAAGGUGAAGCCCUAAAUUUCAGUUUAUGAAUUAGACUGAAACAGGAACACUGCUCAGUUCAAUGAGCCUCGCUCAGCUACACUACUCUGCCUGUGAAUCUUUUUACUUAUUAAUCAGGUGAACUUUUUUUGUGAAAUUGUACAUGGAGGCUGUAGUGUACCCAAUCUGAACCUGCUGCGACUCUCAAAUAAAGUCCUCACACCCUGAA